AUGACCAAGGCGAUACUCGACGAACUGCAACGGGAAGGACAUGCUACAAAGAAAGAUAUCACACCAUCGAAGAAGUUCAUGAUUGAUUUGUUCAGUAGCCUCCGACGAGACGAAAUCUUGCAAAAUAAAUCCGAACGACUUUCACCUCAAACCCACAUUCACCACUCGGACACGGUGCGAAGUUUCUCUGCCAAAGUUCCUUUGUCGGCUAGGCAACGUCGUCGCAAUCGACUUUUCUACGAAUUCUUCAUCCCUGUCCUUCCGGAACACGAACGGACUCAUGUGGUGGAAUUCCGUGUUCUUAAUUCCAACGCAACGCCUACAACGUCCCCAUUAUCAGGUGACAUUCCAUUAGCGACUAGCAACCGGCGUGACCGUCGCUCUUGGGCUGUGGUCGUUAAAAAGAACGGCAUUCGCAUCUACAAAGGUACCAGAAGGUACCGACCUAUUAAAGAUGGCAUGUAUGAUGUAUUCGAUGUUACCGAAGCAGUAGCUUCAUAUCUAAACGAAAAUCGGGGAAAUUUGAUCAUCGUUAUUAAAGAACGAUCCCGUGAUGAAAACGAUGACGACGACGACGAUGAUGAUAGCAAGGAGGGCCACGAUUCAUCUGAUAAAGUCAAUUGUGCCAGUCCAGGAAACGGAUUAUUGGUUCUUUAUUCCCGUAACAGUCAUUUCUUUCAUGACAUAUAUCAGCGAUUCACAACUGGGUCCUCUCCUGUCAUCGCUGAGCAUCGUCAACGCCGACAUUCACAGAUGAACGGAGCACAGCGUCGACGCCAGCUUUCAUCAUAUUUUCUCACACUCAUCUCUUAUUUUUUUCAUAUUUUCUCACACUCACAUCUUAGUUUUCUCAUAUCCUUUCACACUCAUAUCUUAGUUUUCUCAUAUUCUCUCUCACAUCUUAAUUUUCUCAUACUCUUUCACACUCAUAUCUUAGUUUUCUCUUUCUCUCUCACAUUUUUUUUUUUCUCAUAUCCUUUCACACUCAUAUCUUAUUUUCUCAUAUUCUCUCUCACAUCAUCUCUUCAUUUUUUUUUCAUAUUUUCUCUCACAUCUCACAUCUUAGUUUUCUUCUUCUCUCUCAUCCUUUCACACUCAUAUCUUAGUUUUCUCAUAUUCUCUCUCACUCAUAUCUUAAUUUUCUAA
Molecule: messenger RNA, 1146 nt
Organism: Acanthosepion pharaonis
Lineage: Eukaryota; Metazoa; Mollusca; Cephalopoda; Sepiida; Sepiidae
Source: the annotation of a GenBank genome assembly